Neoarius graeffei (lesser salmon catfish) is the source of this 4689-nucleotide messenger RNA. Its product is annotated as sterol 26-hydroxylase, mitochondrial-like. Gene Ontology annotation, biological process: cholesterol metabolic process; C21-steroid hormone biosynthetic process; cellular response to peptide hormone stimulus. Gene Ontology annotation, molecular function: heme binding; iron ion binding; oxidoreductase activity, acting on paired donors, with incorporation or reduction of molecular oxygen. The transcript has 9 exons. Gene Ontology annotation, cellular component: mitochondrial inner membrane. NCBI's taxonomy places the organism in Eukaryota, Metazoa, Chordata, Actinopteri, Siluriformes, Ariidae. Bases 45 to 1604 code for a protein of 519 amino acids. The record is from RefSeq and is a predicted model, not a curated record.
UGAGGUCGCCGUCGCCAUGUGAUUUAUCCUCUGCGUUUGUACUAAUGGCAGGACGUUUAGCUCUGCGAUCAGCUGAGGCAACGGCUCUUCGGGUGUUCUUUAGGUCCACCACAGCUAGUCUGGACUUAAGGAGAAGUGCGGGUGGAAAUGCAUCCGCUUCUGUUCCUUGUGGGAGCAUCAGGACUGAGGCUGACCUCCCUGAGAUCACUCUUCCCACUAUGCUGUUUAGGCUGAUCUUUAAAGGGUAUUACAAUCGCAUGCAUGAGCUGCAGUUAUAUGAAAAACAGCUUUAUGGCCCUAUGUAUAAAAUAAGAGAUGGCAACGUGCAAAAAAUUGCACUGAAUAGUGCAGAGCUGCUGGAGGAGCUGAUGAGGAAAGAUGAUAAAUUCCCUUGCAGAGCAGACAUGACUAUCUGGACUGAAUACCGAGAUAUGAAUGGUUUGGGUUACGGUCCUAUCACUGAAGAAGGAGAGAAAUGGUACAAACUCCGAUCGGUAUUGAACAAGCGGAUGCUACAUCCAAAGGACACUGUGAAAUAUGAGAAUGUGGUUAAUGAGGUGGUCACAGAUUUUAUCAAACGGAUAUGCCAUUUACGCAAGAUGAGCUCCACUGGAGACCUGGUACUCAACAUGUCCAAUGAGCUGUACCGUUUCUCUCUAGAAGGAAUCUCCAGCAUUCUGUUUGAGACUCGUAUUGGCUGUCUGGAGGAUAAGAUUCCAGUAGAGACUCAAAACUUCAUUGACGCCAUUGCCCAGAUGCUCACUUAUAUUAUGGCUGUGUCUCUGCUACCCAAGUGGACACACAAUUAUUUGCCAUUCUGGCGGCGUUACAUAAGUGGUUGGGAUGGAAUCUUCAGAUUUGCCUGCAAGCUCAUUGACAGGAAGGUGGAGGACAUUCAUAUGCGCCUGGAAAAAGGUCAGGAAGUUUCAGGAGAGUAUCUCAGCUACUUGCUCUCCAACACCAACAUGAGCAAGAAGGAUGUGUAUGGGAGCAUUGCGGAACUGCUCCUAGCAGGAGUGGACACAACAUCCAACACUAUGAUGUGGGCUUUGUACCUGCUGUCAGAAGAUCCAAAGGCACAGGACACGCUGUAUCAGGAAAUUAUGAACGUCAUCAAGAGGGACAAAAUUCCAACAGCUGAGGACAUAAACAGCAUGCCCUACCUCAAGGCUGUCAUCAAGGAGACUCUAAGAAUGUAUCCAGUUGUUACCAUGAAUGCACGCCUUUUAUCAGAAAAUGAUGUGAUUAUCGGAGGACGUUUCUUCCCUAAGAAGACCACAUUUAUAAUGCAUCAUUAUGCAAUCAGUCAUGAUGAGACAAUAUUCCCUGAACCAAGAGUCUUCAAGCCUGAACGCUGGUUACGGGAUGGGAGGGAGCGACCGAGACCAUUCGGAUCCAUUCCAUUUGGGUUUGGAGUGAGAGGAUGCGUUGGUAAACGUAUUGCUGAACUGGAGAUGCACUUGGCUCUGGCAAGGAUAAUAAAGCUGUUUGAAGUCAAGCUGGAUCCUAAAGUGGAAGAAGUCAAAGCUCUCAGUCGUAUUGUGCUUGUGGCAGACAGAACAGUCAGUUUUCAUUUUCUGGAGCGAAAAAAUAUGACCACUUAAAGCUGCUUUGAACUUGAACAUCCACCAAACUAAGCCAAUGAAGAAAUCUACACACCCUCCCUAAAAACUCUUUGUAAGUCUCUUUCACCAAAGAGAUACACAUGAACAGUGCUAUGGUAUCACGAUGUCGUGCCAUUAUAUUGACAAAUUCAUAAAGGAGGCACCUGAUUUAGAGUGGUUUCACUCUAUUCAGUGAUCCCAGUUGUUCUAACAAUCUUUGUGUAAGUACACUCUGUAAUCACAUUGGUGUGUGAAGGUAUUGAUGCAAAUGGAAAAACAGAGCAUGUAAUUGUGAUUUCUAUGAGUAUGUAAACAAUUUAAUUCAAUAAGUUUCCUGUAAAGAAAUGUAAUUACAGCAGCUUUUUAAAAAUUUUUUCAGUGUGCUUAUAAGAAUCAUUUCAAAAAUCCCAUAGCACCAAUGGCAUGGUAUGGUCAUUAAGAAAUACAGUAUAAGACAUGAAUAUUCUAUCAAUAUGAUGUACUGUAAAGAGCCAUGAACAUAAUGUGAACAGUUUGUUGUCUGAGCAUUACAGUAUUUGUACUUUAAUGAAUGCUACAACUGAUCAAUAAUUAUCUAGUUAUUUUUAUCAGACAUGCAUUUUGUAUCACUGGUAUUUACACAUACUGUGUACACACACACACACACACACACACACACACACACGUGUGUAAGUCCUUUUAUUUAUAUAUAAUACACACACACACAGUCUUGCAAAGAUAUUCAUCCCCCUUGGUGUUUGUCCUGUUUUGUCGCAUUACAAGCUGGAAUUAAAAUGGAUUUUUGGGGGGUUAGCAGUGCUUGAUUUAUACAACAUGCCUACAACUUUAAAGAUGAAAAUUGUUUUAUCAUGACAAAAAAAAAUUAAGUUGGAAAAACAAAUCUAGAGUCUGCAUAGGUAUUCACCCCCCUAAUCAAUACUUUGUAGAGCCACCUUUUGCUGUAAUUAUGCAGCUGGUAUGUCUCUAUUAGCUAAGCAUAUUAAGCCACUGGGAUUUUUGCCCAUUCCUCAAGGCAAAACUGCUCCAACUCCAAGUUAGAUGGGUUGCGUUGGUGUGCAGCAAUUUUCAGGUUAUUCCACAGAUUCUCAGUUGGACAGGUCUGGGCUUUGAUUAGGUCAUUCCAAGACAUUUAAAUGUUUCCCUUUAAACCACUCCAGUGUAGCUUUAGCAGUAUGUUUAGGGUCCUUGUCCUGCUGGAACAUGAAGCUUCGUCCCAGUCUCAAACCACUGGUUGACUCAAAUAGGUUUUCAUCCAGAAUUGCCCUGUGUUUUAGUGCCAUCCAUCUUUCAUUCAGUCCUGACUAGCUUUCUUGUCCCUGCAGAUGAAAAAUAUCCCCACAGCAUGAUGCUGCCACCACCAUGCUUCACUGUAGGGCUGGUGUUCUCAGGGUGUUGGGUUUGCACCACACAUGGCAUUUCCCAUGAUGGCCAAAAAGAUCAAUUUUAGUCUUAUGACCAUAGAAUCUUCUUCCAUAUGUUUGGGGAAUCUGCUAUAUGCUGUUGGGCAAACUCCAAAUUUGUUUUCUUAAGCAAUGACUUUUUCUGGCCACUCUUUCAUAAAGUCCCACUCUGUGGAGUGUACGGUUUAAAGUGGUCCUAUGCACAGAUACUCCCAUCUCCGAUGUUGAUCUUUGCAGCUGCUUCAGUGUUAUUUUUGGAGUCUUUGUUGCAUUUGCAUACAUAUAUACAGGUAGUCGUCGACUUACGACCUAUGCGACUUACGACCAAUCGACUUUACGACCGUCUGGUUAGGGCUGGCAAGUGUUUCCCAGCUGAGCUAGCUGAGUGUACGACAGUUUCCGCCCCAGCUCCCAGCAGCGCCUCUCGCCGCUUACAACAGUUUCCACCCCAGCUCCAGGCAUACGCGCAGUCUCUCUCGUGCUCCCUCGCGCACUCCAUCAUGCAGUUUCCACCCCAGCUCCAGGCACAUGCACAGUCUUUCUCGCGCUCCCUCGCGCACACCAUCAUACAGUUUCCGCCCCAUCUCCUGGUUUAUGAAAUGAGCAAAUGCUCCCGCCAGCCCGAGCGCUGCAACAGCUGAUGAUGUAGACGACCCACAGCCAAGCACCAGUGAUGCCAGCGGUCACUAAAUUUUGUAUUUUGGUAUGUUUCAAACUAAAAUGUUUUCUAUUUUUCACACCUGUAUUUCGUAUUUUUUGUUUUGCACAUAUUAAAUGAAUUGUACUGUACACAGUGUAGUAUGCAGUGUUUGACUUAAACCAAAUAAUGAGCCAAGGUAAUGAAAUAAGAAAAUGUUGAUAAAAUAAGACUUUAAGAUGAUUACAAUAUACUUACGUUCAUUUAACAUAGGCCGACUUACGACCAGAUUGGUUUACGACCGGUCAUUCAUAACCAAAUGCAGUCGUAAGUCGACGACUACCUGUAUGUGUGUAUAUGUCUGUGAGUCUUUAGUCUAUGUCUAUUUCUUAUCUAGAGUGUUUAUGCUGUUUAUAUUGUUUAUUUCAGUUAUUCUAUUUUUAUUUAUUGCAUUGCCUGUUUGCACCGUGGGUCAGAGAGAACUGAAAUUUAAUCUGUGCUGUAUGUCGAGCAUGUGCAGCAUAUUUGACAAAGUUCAGUUGACUUGACCUGAUCUCUGAUUAAUGUCCUCCUUGCCUGGUCUGUGAGUUUUGGUGGGCAGCCUUCUCUUGUCAGGUUUGUAGUAGUGCCAUAUUCUUUCCGUUUUGCUAUAAUGGAUUUAAUGGUGUUCCCUGGGAUAUUCAAAGUUGGGGAUAUUUUUUUAUAACCCACCUCUGAGCUAUACUUUGUGACUCUGGUCACAACUUUGUCACUGACCUGUUUGGAGUGCUUCUUGAUUUUCAUGUUGCUUGUUUUGUAGUUUGGAGAGUCAGGGUCCUUCCAAAACAGGUUGCUUUAUACAGGCAUCAUGUGACACUUUGAUUGCACACAGGUGGAUCUUAAUCAAUUAAUUACAUGACUUAUGAAGUGAAUUGGUUGGACUAGCUCUUAUUCAGGGGUUUCAUACAAAAGGAGGUGAAUACCAAUGCACACUCCAGAUUUCUGUUUUUUCAUCUUAAGUAUUUGUGUCACGAUAAAACAACAACUUGCACCUUUAAAGUGGUAGGCA